GUUUUUGAUCGCACCAAUUGUUGAAUACCUUCCAUACGGACGCUAUCUUGCGGUCACAAUGACCUAUUGCAUCCAGUGGUGACCAUGAACAUCUUACAGUCCUCCCUCGGGCCACGUUUUCAAUGCUACUUCUAGAGUUUUUCCUUACACCACAGUACGAAAUUCCCUCUAACUGCGGUUCCAAAGUUUUUCGGCUAGCCGUCUGUGCGGUAGGCUUUUACUUGUACACCUUUCCACUGGAAAUGGACGAGCCCAUCCACGUAGCCAUUACUCGGCUUUCUGCAUCUAGCCUGGCAGGCGGUGGCCUGCUGACACUUCAUCAACUCUUGCAAGCUCGGGCAUCCACUCUGGCGAGGACUCCCAACGAGCUUAAAAAAAGCAUAUCGAGCCUUUCGUUCGAAGAAUGUUCCCUUGGUGUAUGCCAUCUCUUGGCCCUGUUGUGGGACUGCAAAGGAGAGGGCACCGACAACUUCGCCUUCGAUGCAACGGUGAACUUUCUAGAACGGUGUCACCAGUCGCAAAUUCAGCAAUGCCCUGCAGAAUUCGUCGCCGUAGUCAAGUCUGCGGUCCGAUUCGCCGUUCACGCCGACGAGCAAUCCGCCACGUCCGAGUCGACCGGUCUACCCGUCCAGGAGAGUUUUUCUCUGCGCCUGGUGGGACCCCUGCUCGAAAGCACAGAAAAAUUCCUGCCCGAACCGCAGAACAUCACCUCAGCGGAUUCAGCGUUCCUUCAGUUGUGUCUCAGUCGGCGUUUCUACGACAAAGCGCGAUGCGUGCUUGAUCGAGAUGCCUUCAAAGUAACCCAGCUCCUCUGUCAAAGCCUCGAAGACUGUGCAGCCUACUAUACGGCGGCAGGCGACAUCUGGAUUGCUUUAGAGGAAUACGAGAGAGCCUUCAAUGCACUGGAUAUGGCUCUCUCUCUCCCUUCCAUUCCAGGAGAAACCGACUCUCUUCAAGUCGAGGCGUUCAAGCGAUUCGCUUUGUUGUCCCUCAUGCUUCGAGGGCGGGUGACCCGUCCGCCUCCGCCUUCUCCGAAUGCCGAAGAGACUCUGCGAAUGGCGACUUACCAUAAAGACUUCGCACAAUACAAACUCGUCUUUCAUCAAAGGAACCUUGCUAGCGGGGCGCGCGCCUCCCCCAAUGACGCUGCGAGUCAAAAUUCCCUUUUUUCUUUUCUCUCGGACCGACUCCAGAACCUCGAGCGCCAAGUUCAACUACACGCGGCGCAGCUGAAAGAGGACAAGACAAUCCACCUCGCCCUCGCCCUUCUCACCAGCGUUGUGCGUCGCAAAGUGGAGGAGCUGAGUCGAAUUUUCUGCGCUCUUCCCCUGGAAUCUUUUCGGAAGAAGAUGAACGUCGCAUCUGACUCUGAGGCUGUCCGCCUCCUUCGGUCUCUUCCAUCCAAGCCGGGCACUCCCCCCCUCUGCACCUACGACGAGGAUCGCAAACUCGUUCUCUUCAACUCGGGACUCUCGGUUGGAUCGAACGCGACAGAGGAGGAAGGGACCUCUGUGGCUUUUUUGGGGACCUUGAAGCGGGAGGUUGAAAGUGCACUUCAACGCGUGCAAACGGUCUCGCAGCACAUGCGAGAUGCAGAAGCGAAGGUUACAGACAGCGAAGGCUUCCAGCGUUUCGUUGAAGACGUCUCCGAUGGAGAGGGUGGAAGAGAAAGUCAGAGAGACCAGCAAGAAGGGCGAGGCGAAGCGGAUCCCAGAGGCCGUGCUCGAGAAAGAGGAGCAGACUGCGACGACGGACAAUCGCGGGAAGCUUGCUGGCAGCCGAUGGACGACGUGCAAACGUUUGAGGAAGAAGUGGAAAUGGGGUCGUCAUCACAGAGAGGCGAAGAUGCAGCAGGAGGAUGAACAGAGAGAGUAAACGGAUUUAUCGCAUUGCAGAAAAGUACUUCUGCUUCCUUCCUGGCAGUCAGACGCGGACGUCUGGUUUUCUGAUGUUGGAUGCAGCCGGGGCGCGUGGCAAAUCCGACAUUCCCCCUGUGUCUCCACCUGUGCAUACAUGCAUACUAAGGAUGCAAAUGUGCAAUAACGUAUGCAGGUUCGCGAGGCAUUCAAACAAUUUAUAUGCCUUCAGCAAAUUAGAAGUGUGCCUUGUUUCUCCAAUAAGCGGUCUACAACCUGAUGAUUUUUAAAAAAAUCAACGCAUGUAUAUUACAGUAUUAACCUUGAAUAUAAAUAUCUAAUUCUAGUUGCG
This is a messenger RNA of Toxoplasma gondii ME49, 2208 nucleotides long. RefSeq lists its product as hypothetical. Bases 123 to 1862 code for a protein of 579 amino acids. Gene Ontology annotation, biological process: ubiquitin-dependent protein catabolic process. Gene Ontology annotation, cellular component: COP9 signalosome. The transcript has 12 exons. The record is from RefSeq and is a predicted model, not a curated record. NCBI's taxonomy places the organism in Eukaryota, Apicomplexa, Conoidasida, Eucoccidiorida, Sarcocystidae.